AUGGCUUCACAAGCUGCAGGCCUGUCUUCCGUCGCUGGCCUCGAGACGUCCAAAUUCGACUUUGUAGUCGUUGGCGGCGGAGCUGCAGGACUGGUAGUUGCCUCUCGACUGACCGAAAACCCUGACAUCAAGGUCCUGGUGCUGGAAGCUGGCGCCGAUCGCAGACAGGAUCCAAGGAUCUCGAUUCAAGGUCUAGCACUGAGUACUUACUUUGACCCCGACUUCGAUUGGUGCAUAUCCACUGAGCCUCAGUCUGGCCUCAAUAACCGGAGGCUUGGUCAGCCGCAAGGAAAGACUUUGGGAGGCUCAUCCGCCAUCAACCUUGGUAUGGUGAUCUAUCCGUCCCGCUCAGGUUUCGACUCUUGGGAGAAGCUGGGAAAUGCCGGCUGGGGAUGGCAGUCAAUGGCGCCUUACUUCCGGAAGUUCCACACGUACACGGCGCCAGAGUCUAAGACUCAGGAGGACCUCAUGCUCGACUAUGUGGUGAAAGACGCCCAGGGCACAAGUGGUCCCCUGCAGGUUUCAUACGGGAGCGGAGCUGGUUACCCGCCCUUCAACUCUGCCUGGCCACGUGCAUGGGCGAAUCUGAACAGAAAAUUGAUUGGCGACCCUAUCAGUGGAGUCGCUGUGGGCUCGUUCAAUAACCCUGCCACGAUUGAUCCCAUCACCAAGGAGAGGAGCCAUGCCGGAAACGCAUACCUCUCGGAAGAGGUUGCGAGGAGGCAAAACUUACGUGUGGUCACUGAGGCUCUUGUCUCAAAGGUCCUGCUGGAAAAAGACGCAGAUGGUCAGGUCAAAGCAACCGGUGUCGAGUUCAAAGCGAAAGAUGGACAGACACAUCGCGUCGCAGCGAGCCAUGAAGUAAUUCUGGCAGCCGGCGCCCUCAAGACGCCCCAAGUUCUAGAGCUCUCCGGCAUUGGAAGCACUGAAGUCCUUCAGAAGAACGGUAUCGAAUGCCUAGUAGAAAACCCUAAUGUAGGCGAGAACCUACAGGACCACGGCUUCGUCCCAUUCUCUUGGGAAGUCGCGGACCCAGCAACGUCGGCCGACCAGAUGCGCAACCCAGAAGUGGUGCAGAUGGCACUCGGGGCAUUUAACACCGCAAAGGCCGGCCCUCUGAGCACCCACGCCCUCGCCUCGGCGUUCCUGCCAUUGCAAAACCAGGAUCUGAGCCCAGCAUCCGUAGACGAGCUUCUCCCGGAGCAUUUCGACAACCAGCCCGUCCCAGCCGCGUUGAAGAAGCAGUAUGAGGUUCUCCGCGCGCAGAUCCGGGCGCCGGAUGACUGCUCAGCGCAAUACACACUCGCGCCCUUCCAGAUCACACCCAGCGCGGAUCCAUCGCCGCAAGCAACCUUCGCAAUGAAGGAAGACGGCUUCUACGCGUCCAUGGUCGCCGUGCUCAACCACCCCUUCAGCCGCGGCUCGGUCCACAUCCAGUCGUCCGACCCGGAGAAGCUACCAAUCGUGGACCCGCGGACCAUGACGCACCCGCUGGAUCUGGAGCUACACGCGAGACAUGCCCUCCUGCUGGAGACGCUCCGCGACACGAGCCCCUUGCGCGAGCUGUUCAAGGAGAGUGGGCGCCGGAUCCACAACGGGGGCAAGAGGGUGCAGACUCUGGACGAGGCCAAGGAGGCUGUGAAGAACGGCUUCACGCCGCAUUAUCACGUGUGCGGAACCGCGGCCAUGCUCCCCAGGGACGAUGGUGGUGUGGUCGAUCCCAAGCUGAGGGUCUAUGGUGUGAACGGCCUGCGUGUGGUCGACGCCAGUGUUUUCCCCCUGAUUCCUAGGGGAAACAUCCAAGCCGAUGUGUAUGCUGUUGCGGAGAGGGCGGCUGAGAUUCUGAUCGAGGGAUGGAAUGAGAGGUCAUGA
This is a messenger RNA of Diaporthe amygdali, 1872 nucleotides long. RefSeq names its product ryl-alcohol dehydrogenase. Gene Ontology annotation, molecular function: flavin adenine dinucleotide binding; oxidoreductase activity, acting on CH-OH group of donors. The transcript is spliced from 3 exons. NCBI's taxonomy places the organism in Eukaryota, Fungi, Ascomycota, Sordariomycetes, Diaporthales, Diaporthaceae. The record is from RefSeq and is a predicted model, not a curated record. The coding region runs from base 1 to 1872 and encodes 623 amino acids.